GAGGAGGGGGUGGCUUUAAUGGCGCAUCACAGUCGGACUGAUCCACCUUGCCGUAAAUAAACCACAACCCCGCGAGGAUAAUCUCUAUAUUCACCGAUUUUAUCGAGUGGCCCGGCGCGGCGUCCGGUCUCCUGUGCACCAAACCCGGCAGCGAGCUGAUCGGCUCGUCCGCUCGGAGCGCUGAGCCAGGAGGCCUAGCCGGGAGGUAGCUUAGCCGCUUCGGCUAGCGGGAGGGGGCAGAGGCGGAGAGGGAAUAUGUAACAUAUGCAACAAGCGUCAACAUGACAUCCAGAUUCAGUAAAACCUACACUCGGAAGGGAGGGGAAGCCAACUCGAAGUUUGAGGAGGUAUUCGCCAAUAAGAAGACGCUCAGCACCAAAUGGGGAGAGACGACGUACAAGGCUCAGCUUGGGACCAAGCGACCCACGUACAAAUCCGAGCUGCCAGAGCUGGUAAAGAGACCCCGCUUCGAGGACGACGACAGCUCAGAGGACCCGUUCGGCUUCGACAGUGAUGAGGAGUCCAAGACCGUCACGUCCAGAGGGACCCCUCAGUUGGACACGGGCUCGGAUGCGGCAGGCUCCUGGAAUGAGCAGCCCAAGGCUCUGGUUGAGAAGCAGACCCAUGGUGGUGCCGUGGCCGGUGGAGGCACAUCGGUUUUGGGGAGCAAUGUCAGCAGGAGCCUUGUGGGCUCUAACAGCACAACUGCAGUCAAGCCUCUGCAGACCUCAUCAAAUUCAAGCGCUGGAGUUGCCUGGUACAAGUCAUCGAGCACAACAAGCAAGCCCAUGUCUCAGUACAUUUUAAAAACAUCUGCUAGAGACUCUUUAGACUGGGACUCUCCUGGGGAGGAUUCUCCAUCAGAGGCUGGAGAAGGAGCAUCCACACAAACCUCUGAUGCCUCGGACAACCUAAAAACAGCCGAGCAAGGACCCAGAGAGGCGGAGCCUCCUCAUGAGGAGCCUGUCGAUUUUGAACAGCUGCCUCUCCUCAAACCGUACAGUGACCGGGUUUAUCGGCGGCCCAAUCGGAACAGAGAACAGCCGGAGAGUUCUGGAACCGCAGAGACGUCGGCAGGAGUCGGGGCAAGUAUAUCAGCCGUUGCGCCAGUUAACAGCUCCAGCAGUACUGGAGCGGCCAGUAGUUCACAGGUCAAGCCUGCUGCAGGCCGGGGCAGGGUGAGGGACUACACAGUGCUACACCCGUCGUGUGUGUCAGUGUGUAACGUCACCAUCCAGGACUCCAUGGACAGGAGUAUUGAUGAGCUUGUGAACACGACACCUGCAGAUCUGGGAGAGGCUGGAACUUUCCGGAGGAAAGCAGAUUCGCAAGCUGCCAAACCCACCAGGUUUCGACCCACUCAAACUAAGACUAAGAAGGAGACCAAACUGGAGUUUUUUGGUUUCGAGGAGAAUGAGGGUCAGGAAACAGAUGGAGAGCCUGGUGCCUCUGGCAGCACCAGCUACAAGAUCAAAUACUUUGGUUUUGAUGACCUCAGUGAGAGCGACAGUGAGGACGAGGACGAUGCGGCAGCUAGGGAGAGGAAAAAGGCCAAGAAAGCUGCGUCGGAGGCUCUGGCGGCUGGAGUGGACAGCCCACAGACCAGUGACUCGCAGGAGAGUCAGACCAGCACUAAUGCAGAUUCUCAGGAGUGGCUGGAGGAGUCGGGCUCUGCUGGCUACAACUCGCAGAAAGAACGAGCAGGAAAACAGACGGAUAAGGCGAAAGAAAUCAGCCGCAAAAUCUUCAGCGGGCCUAAAAAGUCUCCUGCUAAGGCAGUGUAUAAUGCUCGUCACUGGAACCAGCCUGAACCAGAGGAUGUGCCCCCUUCUGCGCCCGCCCGCACUGUUGUUGCACCUAAGCCCAGUGUAAGUGCAAGCAAAGAAGCAAAUUCCUUCAAAGAUGAUGGAGUGUUCAAAGCCCCGCCCCCUCCUCCAAAAGUCAUCAAAACCGUGACCGUCCCCACCGAGCCCUACCAGGAUAUUGUGACUUCGCUCAAGUGCAAUAAAGAGCACAAGGAGCUGUAUACAGUAGUCCAGCAUGUGAAGCACUUUAAUGACGUGGUGGAGUUCGGGGAGAAUCAGGAGUUCACGGACGACUUUGAGUAUCUGGAGACCGGCCUGAAGAGCACUCAGCCUCUCAACACACGCUGCCUUAGUAUAAUAAGUCUGGCCACACGCUGUGCUAUGCCAAGUUUCCGCAUGCACCUGAGGGCUCGAGGGAAGGUGGCACAGGUCUUUAAGAUGCUCAGUGACGCUCCACUGCAUCCGAACCUGGGUUUAUGCACUGCUUCUCUGAUGUACAUCCUGAGUCGGGACCGGCUAAAUAUGGACCUGGACCGGGCUUGUUUAGAACUGAUGAUCCGGCUGCUGGAGCUAGAGCAGGACCAUUCAGUGGCUGACCAGCUUACUGCUAAAGAGAUCAACAAGGUCAAAGAGAAGAUCCGCAAACUCUGCGAAACGGUGCACAAUAAACAUCUGGACCUGGAGAACAUCACUACGGGUCACCUAGCGAUGGAGACUCUUCUCUCUUUGACGUCUAAGCGAGCAGGAGACUGGUUUAAAGAGGAGUUGCGGUUGUUGGGUGGACUGGAUCACAUUGUAGAUAAAGUGAAAGAGUGUGUGGAGAGCUUGGACAAAGAAGAGGAUAAGGAGAACCUUGUGGCCUCGUUAUGGGGAGCAGAGCGAUGUUUACGGGUUCUAGAGAGUGUGACCGUCCAUAACCCAGAGAACCAGGCUUACCUGAUUGCCUACAAAGACUCACAGUUAAUAGUGUCCUCUGCAAGAGGACUGCGCUAUUGUGAAGAGAUGAUUCAGCGGUAUAGCCGUGAGGUCAACAGCUCCCUCUCAUCCUCUGGCACUGCCCUCCCUCACUGUAGCCAUAGCAACGUCGGCAAGGCCGUGGAGGACUGCAUGAGAGCAGUAAUAGGAGUGCUUCUCAACCUCACGCAUGACAACGAGUGGGGCAGCACUAAGACUGGUGAACAGGAUCAGCUCAUCAUCACGGCGCUCAACUGUGUCCUCAAAGUCCCUCGUUUCCUACCUCAGGAGCAGAGAUUCGACGUCCGAGUGCUCGGCCUGGGGCUGUUGAUAAACCUGGUUGAGUACAGCUCCAGAAACAGGCACUGUCUUGUGGAAAUGGAGGUGGACACAAGCUGCCUAGUAGAGCCAGAGAGAGACGUGAAGAAAGAAACAGAAGAUGGGAUGGAGGGAGAGGCCCAGAGAAAGUUGCAGGAGGACAAGUGGGAACGAGAAGAGGGAGAUAAACCAAGCACGCAAGGGGCCUCAAAUGCACUGGCUGCACUGGUGCAGUUGUUCCUGGAGCGAGAGAGAGCAGCCGUGCUGGCCGAGGCUCAGACUGAUGACCUCAUCAGCGAGGCUCCCAAGUCUCAGGCUGACCAGAGCGGAGAGUGGCAGGAGACCUCCGGGGAGAUUCAGUGGGUUGCCACGGAAACCAACGACAAACAGGAGCAGGAAAAAAAGGAGGAAGAAGACGAGGAGCUCGACCUCAAUAAAGCACUGCAGCAUGCUGGGAAGCACAUGGAGGACAGUAUUGUAGCGUCUUACACUGCCCUGCUGUUGGGCUGCCUGUGUCAGGACAGUCCGUUGAAUGUGAAGUCGGUGAGAGAGAGUCUUCCUAAAGGAGAUUUCUCCAUCAUGACUGAAAUGCUGAAGAAGUUCCUAAACUUCAUGAACCUGACGUGUUCUGUUGGCACCACAGGGCAGAAGUCCAUCUCACGGGUGAUUGAAUAUCUAGAGCACUGUUAGCGAAGGUGUUGCUGUUUAGCGGAAUAUCAGAGGACCUGGCAGCCCACUUGGAGGCCUGUCGUCACUGGAGGCACAAAGAUCUAUGGUGGCUUCGCUGUGGUCACCAUCACCGGGGGUUAGAGGCUCCUUCUGUUCACGGGUCUUUUCAGGCGUUACUUAAAUGCUGUCUCUCUCUCAAACACACACACACACACACACACACACACACACACACACACACACACACACACACACACACACACCUGUGUGUAUGCAUUUAAUAUUUUGAAAGAAAUAAUACCCCCUCCUACCCCCCACCGAUAUAUAAAGGCAAGGAUAUACGCCAGUAUUGUAUUUGGACAAAAACAAAGAUUUUAUUCUUUUUUUAAAUGUUCAAAAGCGAUCCUCUAUUUAUUAUCAAAUGCCAUAAGUUGUACUAUUGAUCACUAAUGACUAAUAUUUGUUUAGAAAAUCAAAUGUAAUGAAAUCAAACGUAUGUUUGCACAUGUAUGUGGACGACGUGGUGAUGAACUCUCUCAUAAGCUUCAUAAAACACACUGGUUACCGUUGGAUGGCAGGAUAGUUACAAUAAAGUAAGGCGGAUGCACAAUUAGCAGGACUGAUGGUACCACUUUGCAAUGAGACGACCCUUAUGAGUGGCUUACGAUGAAUUUAUUAAUGAUAAAUAACCAGAUAUUACACAAAUCAGACCUCUUGCUUGCCAGAUAGCGAGUCCACAUUCAUCUGUACUGUUAAACCUCAGAUUAUCCUGGUUACUUGUAUCUGAUGAAAGCUGACUGAUGGAGAAGCUCAAGUGAGAUAACAGAUCACUGUUGCCCUUUUUGUGUUAUAACUGCUUAUUAAUCUUGUUAAAGGUGAUUAUGACAACUUAUAAUAAUUAGUAAACUCACUUUAAACCAUUCAGUAACGCUUUAUGAGGAUGGUCUGUUAAAGUGGUACCGGAUUGGCCAUUUUAAUUGGUGUUUUUAAGGUUUGAUAAAUGGAAAAGAAUCAGUUACUCUCCCUGAAUGAUGCCCCAUGGGAAAUGUAGUCACAAAGGGAAUAGGUUUUUAAAAAGAAAUGGCAUGUUUAUCCAGGUUGGAUGUCUAAUUAGGGCUGCACGAUUUGGACCGUAUUGCAUAUUGCAAUUAUAAUGCUACAUAUUGCAAUUCCAUUAAAUCCAAUACAUUUAAAAACCACAUCAGUGAAUCAUUAUAAUAGUAUGAUAAUAUUUUUGGCUGAAGUGAUAUCCAUUUGUUGGAUAAUGUUAGCAUCUUGAUUUGUCCAGAAACUUACCUGGAGCUUAUCUGAUGCUCAUUUACAGGUUGCGGCCUUCUGCAGCGUCAGUAGGGUUGGGUGUUGAAAUUCAGUGGUUUUGUGGUGCUGAGUACAGCUGAAUUACUUAAAUACUACUGAGUAUUAAAAAAAAAAUCUGUUAGUACCAAAUUAGCCCAAGAGCAGUAAUGCUUGUUCCAAAUUUCAGGAGUUGGUAUUGAAGUCACGGCAUCAGUAUUGAAUGUUUUUAAUCGAUACCGAUUAAAUAACAUUUGACAAGCGAUAUAUUGUGCGGCCCUUACAUCUACGUAGUUGUGUAGUAAACAGAGUGAUUUGGUAUUUUCCAACCUUUUUGAGGUACUUGGGUGGCAGAAUCGGGGGAGGGGGAAAAAAGCCUGAAAGCUUUACACUGAUCAAUGUACACCUUCACAUUAAGAGCAUCCCCAUGACCCCUAUAACCUACCUAGCUCUGUCUUUCACAAGUGGCAAUACAAGCAGAUUUUCGUCUCUUGCUUGUAGUGCAAAACUGUCAUCCGUGUGAAGUUCAGGGAGUCUUAAAUUCGGUUGCUAAUCAAACCCAAUUGUAGGAGAUUUUAUCAUUGCCAGAGCACAAAGAGAGGUACCUGUUGGGAUGCACGAUGAUGUCGGUGUAGGUCGGGGGGUCGGCAACAUGCGUCUCUUUUACUGCCCUCUUGCGGCUCCACAGCCGAAAUGAAAUAAUCCUCCUCUACAGUAAAAUAAAGCUCUGCUGACCGUUCAACACAGUUUAACAGUAAA
Molecule: messenger RNA, 5798 nt
Organism: Pygocentrus nattereri (red-bellied piranha)
Lineage: Eukaryota; Metazoa; Chordata; Actinopteri; Characiformes; Serrasalmidae
Gene: wapla
Product: WAPL cohesin release factor a
Exons: 20
Coding region: 282-3767 (1161 amino acids)
Biological process (GO): regulation of chromosome condensation
Source: RefSeq, a predicted model, not a curated record